AUGGCGAGCGGCAAAGAUCAAAAAUGUGUUGCUUUCAAAAAUACCAACGAUGACGCGACUGAGCUGCGUUCAUGCGCGGCGUGUGGGGAGCCAAUCUCGGAUCGGUUUUUUCUCGAGGUUGGCGGUUGUUCGUGGCAUGCCACCUGCUUGCGUUGCUGCAUCUGCCAGUGCCCGCUCGACCGACAACAAUCGUGCUUCAUCCGCGAACGGCAAGUCUAUUGCAAGGCGGACUAUGGGAAACACUUCGGCGCGAAAUGUUCAAAAUGCUGUCGUGGCAUAUCCGCCUCGGAUUGGGUACGACGCGCCCGCGAUCUCGUCUUUCAUUUGGCGUGUUUUGCGUGCGAUCAAUGCGGACGACAACUCUCCACCGGCGAACAAUUUGCUCUGAUCGAUGAUCGGGUGCUGUGUAAGGCGCAUUACCUGGAAACGGUCGAGGGUGGCACCACAUCAAGUGACGUGCGUGAACCCGAAGGAAGCUCAUUUGCCCGCCACAUUAACCUGCAGUUAACGUAUUCAUUUCAGAAUAACGCCCAAAAUCCUAUGCACAUGAAUGGCAAUUCGAAGGGAUUAUAUCCGUCACAUGAAUCCUCCAUGGAUGAACUCUCACAGGACUCCAGUGUGCAUUGUAUGCAAAGUGAAGUGUGACUGGAACAUUUGAACCACCAUUAAAGCGGACUCCAGUCUACGUAUUUUGGUGGCAUCGGAAACACGCAUCUAAUACACACGUAAAAGCGCGUGAUUUGUUUAUAAAAAAAAUACAAAUUAAUGGAAACUAAAGCCCAGUAAUUCAAAUAA
This is a messenger RNA of Rhagoletis zephyria (snowberry fruit fly), 795 nucleotides long. It is a transcript of the gene Awh, whose product is annotated as LIM/homeobox protein arrowhead. Gene Ontology annotation, biological process: regulation of transcription by RNA polymerase II; neuron differentiation. The record is from RefSeq and is a predicted model, not a curated record. Lineage: Eukaryota; Metazoa; Arthropoda; Insecta; Diptera; Tephritidae. Gene Ontology annotation, molecular function: RNA polymerase II transcription regulatory region sequence-specific DNA binding; DNA-binding transcription factor activity, RNA polymerase II-specific. Gene Ontology annotation, cellular component: nucleus.